GCUGCUUCAACUACGCAGCCCCCACAGAGCAAGUGGAGGCCUUGGUGGAGCAGGCCUUCCGGAUUUGCCGCUACGACGCCCACUGCGCCACGAGGGAGCUGCAAAAAGACAAACGAGCUGGUGCGGAGGCCUGGCGGCAGCGGGCGGAGGUCGAGGAGCUCCUGAGCUGGUGGUGCCGCCGUGCCUGGGAGGACCGGAGGACCAAGGAAGCGGCCGAGGCCGUGAGAAAAGCGGCUGAGAAGCUGGAAAGAGCCCAGGCGCUCUCCUCCUUCUGCCGUUUUCAGGCCACGGCCAGGAAGGCGGCACGCCAGGCCUGUCAAAUCUCGGGGGGCCAGCAGGACCUGCUCCGUGACUGGCAGCGCUGCCGCCAGAGCCGCUCGAGGCCCAACGAGACCGCCCGACGCCUUCACGAAGCCAGGGGCGAAAGGGGCGAGAGGGCUUUGGACCCCUUUGGGAAUCUGGCCCGCGAAGACUGCUGCGGGGAUCCACGGUGCUUGGCCUCUCUAUGGGACUUCCAGAAUCUGCAAAGACGCAAGGACUAUGAUGAAGCUUCGACGCUGCUGCAGUCUGCCCGGGCAGACAGCCCAGGAG
Messenger RNA from Symbiodinium necroappetens, 591 nucleotides. The record is from the annotation of a GenBank genome assembly. NCBI's taxonomy places the organism in Eukaryota, Dinophyceae, Suessiales, Symbiodiniaceae.